Messenger RNA from Rubroshorea leprosula, 3326 nucleotides. Lineage: Eukaryota; Viridiplantae; Streptophyta; Magnoliopsida; Malvales; Dipterocarpaceae. The record is from the annotation of a GenBank genome assembly.
ACCCCCACCCAAUCUGUUAUUAUUAUUUUUUUCUCUCUCGUUUAUUUUUCCUUCUCUCCUUACUGUCACUGUUUCUCCAUCCUGCAAGCCUGCAACCAUAAAACAAAUCUAAAAAAGCACCCAGAAAUCUUCCAUUGCAUUUUCCAAUCACUGCAUCAGACAUUAGCAGCUCCAGAUUUAUGUUAAAAACAUUCAGUAUUUGAGCAAUUAAGGACCUGAGAUUCACUCUAUUCUCUGUUUUUUUUUUUUUUUCUGGGUCGUUCGAAUUCGAGCUAGUUUGAUUCUGGGAGGCCUCGUUUUGGAUUGUUUUGGAGGUUUUUUAUCUGGGUUAGGCAAUUGAAAUGUGGACUAGCCGGCCAUUUUUCUGGGUCUUCAAGCCGAUUGAGCAAUCGCGGGCAAUUUGAUGGAACUGGAAGUGUUGGUGCCAGAGGUUUUCGACAUUUCAUGGAGGUUGCAGUCAGCCGUGGUUUAUGUGCCGGAUUCAGAUUUGACAGAAAGCUUCAAUUUGCUGCCUUUUUGUUCGAGCUUUUGUUGAUAUGGUCAUGGUUCCAAGCUGCUACCGGAAAAUCCCAGGAGGAACAACUGCAUUGGAAUGGCCCAGAAAAGGGAAGCAAGAACAUUAUUUCGCAUUCAUGCAUUCAUGAUCAGAUACUUGAGCAGAGGCGGCGACCAGGACGCAAGGUUUACUCUGUUACACCACAGGUUUAUGAGCAACCUGGUAUUUCAAAGCCCCUUCAACAUGCAGGAAGGACAUUGCUCAGUAUCCCUAAUUUGCCAGGGAAGAGAGAUGAUGCAAAGCAACCUAUAAGAAUAUAUUUAAAUUAUGAUGCUGUUGGCCAUUCUCCUGACAGAGAUUGUCGAACAGUUGGUGACAUUGUCAAGCUUGGGGAACCUCCUGUGAGUUCUCCUGGCAAUCCCUCUUGCAAUCCUCAUGGAGAUCCUCCAAUUUAUGGUGACUGCUGGUAUAAUUGUACCCUGGAUGAUAUAUCUGGGGAGGAUAAACGGCGGCGCCUUCGCAAGGCUCUCGGACAGACUGCAGAGUGGUUCAAGAGAGCCUUAGCAGUGGAACCUGUGAAAGGAAACCUACGGUUAAGUGGAUAUUCUGCGUGUGGACAAGACGGUGGUGUACAGCUUCCUCGGGAAUAUGUUGAAGAGGGUGUUGUUGAUGCAGACUUGGUUCUUCUGGUAACUACAAGGCCUACAACUGGCAACACUCUGGCAUGGGCAGUGGCAUGUGAGCGUGAUCAGUGGGGGCGUGCAAUUGCUGGACAUGUAAAUGUUGCUCCUCGCCACUUAACAGCCGAAGCUGAGAGUUUGCUCUCAGCUACUCUUAUCCAUGAGGUUAUGCAUGUUCUUGGGUUUGAUCCCCAUGCUUUUGCCCAUUUUAGGGAUGAGAGGAAAAGGAGGCGUAUUCAGGUCACUGAACAGUUAAUGGAUGAAAAGCUCGGGAGGAUGGUGACACGUGUGGUGCUUCCUCGUGUUGUUAUGCACUCAAGACAUCAUUAUGGGGCAUUCUCUGAGAAUUUUACUGGUUUAGAGCUAGAAGAUGGGGGAGGACGUGGCACAUCAGGAUCUCACUGGGAGAAAAGGCUUUUGAUGAAUGAGAUCAUGACAGGGUCUGUGGAUACAAGAUCAGUAGUUUCAAAAAUGACUUUGGCUUUAUUGGAGGACAGUGGCUGGUAUCAAGCCAACUAUAGCAUGGCAGACCGUCUUGAUUGGGGUCACAACCAAGGAACUGAAUUUGUUACCUCUCCUUGCAAUUUCUGGAAGGGUGCAUACCAUUGCAACACUACCCAGUUGUCUGGUUGUACAUAUAACCGGGAAGCAGAAGGUUACUGCCCAAUUGUAAGUUAUAGUGGGGACCUCCCUCAAUGGGCUCGCUAUUUUCCACAGGCUAAUAAAGGUGGUCAGUCCUCACUGGCUGAUUAUUGCACUUACUUUGUGGCCUACUCUGAUGGAUCAUGUACUGACACUAACAGUGCACGGGCUCCAGACAGAAUGUUAGGUGAAGUGCGAGGGAGUAAUUCCAGGUGUAUGGCCUCAUCAUUAGUACGUACUGGUUUUGUGCGUGGCUCCAUGACACAAGGAAAUGGUUGCUAUCAGCAUAGAUGUAUAAAUAAUUCGUUAGAGGUUGCUGUAGAUGGUAUUUGGAAAGUCUGUCCUCAAGCUGGUGGACCAAUUCAGUUCCCUGGUUUUAAUGGUGAACUGAUUUGUCCUGCUUAUCAUGAACUCUGUAGCACUGGACCUUUGCCUGUAUCUGGACAAUGUCCCAAUUCUUGUAAUCUCAAUGGGGAUUGUAUUGAGGGAAACUGUCAUUGUUUUCUAGGGUUUCAUGGUCGUGAUUGUAGUAAACGAUCCUGUCCCAGCAAUUGCAAUGGACAUGGCAAAUGCAUGUCAAAUGGAGUCUGUGAAUGUGAUAAUGGUUUUACUGGUGUCGACUGCUCCACUGCUAUUUGUGAUGAACAAUGUAGUCUUCACGGUGGGGUCUGUGAUAAUGGAGUUUGUGAGUUCCGCUGCUCUGACUAUGCAGGCUAUACAUGCCAGAACAGCUCCUCACUCCUCUCUAGUCUUUCAAUCUGCAAAAAUGUGCUUAAGAGUGAUUUAUCAGGACAGCAUUGUGCACCCAGUGAACCUAGCAUAUUACAGCAACUAGAAGAAGUUGUUGUCAUGCCCAAUUAUCACCGUUUAUUCCCUGGUGGUGCUAGGAAAUUCUUUAAUAGUCUAUUUGGCAGCAGCUACUGCAAUGCUGCUGCUAAGCGACUCGCCUGCUGGAUCUCAAUACAAAAAUGCGAUAAUGAUGGGGAUAACAGGCUCCGGGUAUGCCAUUCAGCAUGUCAGUCAUAUAAUUUAGCAUGUGGAGCAUCACUAGACUGCUCAGACCAAACCCUGUUUAGCGGUGAGGAGGAAGGUGAGGGUCAGUGUACAGGCUCCGAGGAAAUGAAACUUUCAUGGUUUAAUCGUUUGAGGAGUAGUAUAUUUUCAAAAGAUACUUCCAUGAAAGGAAUGUCUGUAAAAUAUGGGCAGCUUUAGCCUCUUUUCCUUUUUUCUUCUUUUUUCCCUCUUUACCUCACCCCUGAUGUUCAGCUAAUUUUGCCCUGUAUUUGCUCUAGGGUUUUAUUAUAGGGAAGGUGGCAUAUAAUGUUGUGCCCAGAUUUCUAGGUUUUCCUUGUGCUUGGCCCAAAAGUCAUUUAGAAAUUUUGGGUUGGAUUAGGCUUUCCAAGAUGAAAGCUGGAUGUAGAGAAAAUUGCAAAUGUAUUUGAGUCAGGAAAAAAAAAAUGUAGAGGUUAGGCCGAAGGCCUUGAAGAAAAUGAAAGUGUCAGUUUUUG